Messenger RNA from Planococcus citri (citrus mealybug), 1405 nucleotides. RefSeq lists its product as uncharacterized. Lineage: Eukaryota; Metazoa; Arthropoda; Insecta; Hemiptera; Pseudococcidae. Gene Ontology annotation, biological process: proteolysis. The record is from RefSeq and is a predicted model, not a curated record. Bases 145 to 1230 code for a protein of 361 amino acids. The transcript has 9 exons. Gene Ontology annotation, molecular function: aspartic-type endopeptidase activity.
AAACCAGCAUAUAAUUUCAGUUUGAAUUCAGAGCACUCGUGGGUAAAAAUUAACUAGCCCUAAUACAGUUUUAAAUUAAGAAAGAAAAAUUUCAAAUUGUUAUUCGUGGUGAAGUUUUGAGCCGCGGCGGAGCUUUCUGUAAAAAUGAAAUCGUUCUGUUUAUUAUCACCAAUAUUAUUCAUCAUCAUAAGCAUCCACCAAAUUGCUGGAAAUGGCAUCCGAGUGCCCUUAUCAAAAUACGUGACUGGACAUAGAGUACACGAUCAAGAAUUGUAUGGAACCAUUUCAAUUGGAACUCCGCCACAAAAAAUCAAAGUUCUCUUUGAUUGGGAACUUGGUGUGAAUCACGUGCUCUCAAGUUAUUGCAACGAUUCAGUUUGCCGUGCCCAAAACCACAGUACUUAUGAACACAGAAUCUCAGAAACAUUCCGAAGUACUAAAUAUGACUUUGAUGAGCUAAUAGUGGUGCAGACCUUAGGUGCUGAAGUAACUGAUACAAUUACAAUAAAUAAUAUCCAGAUACCAGACGUACCAUUUUAUGUAACUAAGAGCUCUGAUUUAUUCAAAAGUAAACCAUACGAUGGUAUUGUGGGAUUAGGUUAUCAUAGCCAAAUAUUAGACUACUGCAAAAAAAUUGGAUUCCAGAGAAAAGUUUCGUUGUACAUCCAGGACAAUAAUACCUCUGAAUUGAUGUUAUGUGGCGAAGACGAGACAAAGUUUCGGGGUAACUUGAAAUACUUUACUGCAGAUUAUCAACUAUUUUCUGAUUCAGGAUGGAACAUUAAUGCGACGAUGCAAAGUGUUUUUUUGCGUCAUGCCGAAGAAUACGCUUCAACAAUGGAAUUCCCAAGUACUCUUUUCAUACUCAAUCCUAGCUCGUCAUACAUUACAGGGCCAGAAAAAUACAUGGAGAAAAUCUACAAAGCGUUGAACACCACAAUAUCUAAAAUUAGUAACUUGACGAAAGAGGUCGACUGCAAAAACAUUCAUACAUUACCGAAUAUCACGUUCAGAGUUGGUAACAAUAAUUUCACUCUUACAGGAAAUGAUUACAUCAAACAGGUGACGCAAAAUGAUCAACAGGUCUGCAUUCUUCGGUUGAAAUCACACAAAUACGAAACCAGCAACUGGGUUCUAGGAAACGUUUUCAACAGAAAGUUUUACACUGUAUUCGAUGCGGAGACGAACACAAUUGGAUUCGCCGAAAGCAUUCAUGAUGGGUCUGCUUAGAUGAUUUUACUUGUUUGAUCGGAAGAUGAAGUAACGUCUUGAAUACUUACCUAUCUACAUAUUAGUCCCUAUAUUCCAAGGUUAAAAUAUGAAUAUGUAAAAUGAAAACAUAGUUAAAACUAUACCUACCCAUUGUAUGCAUUUGUUUCAAAUUAAUAAAGUAAUUUUAAUGAUA